GGCUCGCGCCACUUCCGCUUCCGCUGUGGGAAGAUGGCGGCGGCCGUGGCGGCCUGGGCCCUGCCGGUCACCUUUGGGCGGCUGGCGUCUGCAUGCAGCCGCAUCGUCCUGAGAGCGUCGGGACCCGGAGCCGCUUCCCUGUGGUCCGCUUCUCGGAGGUUCAGUUCACAGAGCGCUUCAUCUCCACAAGGAUACGUUCCUAAAACCUCACUGAGUUCACCACCUUGGCCAGAAGUUGUGCUGCCAGACCCCGUGGAGGAGGCCAGACACCACGCAGAGGUCGUGGAGAAGGUGAACGAGCUCAUCGCCAGGGGCCAGUAUGGCAGGCUUUUCGCCGUGGUGCACUUUGCCAGCCACCAGUGGAAAGUCACCUCUGAAGACCUGAUUCUAAUUGAGAACAAGUUAGACAUUGCCUGCGGAGAGCGGAUUCGGCUGGAGAAGGUCCUGCUGGUUGGGGCCGACGACUUCACUCUCCUCGGCAGACCCCUGCUUGGAAAGGACCUUGUUCGAGUAGAAGCCACGGUCAUCGAAAAGACAGAAUCGUGGCCGAGAGUCAACAUGAGAUUUCAGAAAAGAAAAAACUACAAAAGAAAGAGAAUCAUCGUGAACCCGCAGACCGUCCUCCGGAUAAACACCAUCGAGAUUGCUCCCCGUCUGUGUUGACCGUCCAACUGAUAUUUAUAGAAAUAUAAAAAUAAAUCUGUUUUCUGAAGAGA
Bubalus bubalis (water buffalo) is the source of this 716-nucleotide messenger RNA. RefSeq names its product mitochondrial ribosomal protein L21 (gene MRPL21). The record is from RefSeq and is a predicted model, not a curated record. Gene Ontology annotation, molecular function: RNA binding; structural constituent of ribosome. Gene Ontology annotation, cellular component: mitochondrial large ribosomal subunit; ribosome. The transcript is spliced from 7 exons. Gene Ontology annotation, biological process: translation. The coding region runs from base 34 to 663 and encodes 209 amino acids. NCBI's taxonomy places the organism in Eukaryota, Metazoa, Chordata, Mammalia, Artiodactyla, Bovidae.